Daucus carota subsp. sativus is the source of this 2013-nucleotide messenger RNA. Its product is annotated as polyphenol oxidase I, chloroplastic. Gene Ontology annotation, biological process: pigment biosynthetic process. The coding region runs from base 37 to 1824 and encodes 595 amino acids. The transcript has a single exon. Gene Ontology annotation, molecular function: catechol oxidase activity. NCBI's taxonomy places the organism in Eukaryota, Viridiplantae, Streptophyta, Magnoliopsida, Apiales, Apiaceae. The record is from RefSeq and is a predicted model, not a curated record.
UCGCUUCAUCAAAGCAAACUUGCCAUAAGAAAAAACAUGGCUUCUUUUCCAUUGCCUACUACCGUUGGCCACCUUUCGAAGAACCCUAGCCCCCCUUCUGCUGCCUCAUUCUCCUCCUCUACCUCCACCACCACCACCUCCAACUCGCAGUUUUUCUUGAACCAGAAACGUAGCCAUGCAAAGAAAUUUCUUUCUUGCCGAGCCGCCAAGGACUCGGCUGACAAAGAAGCCCUCUCUGAUGGAAAAUUUGAUCGUAGAGAUAUCCUCGUGGGUCUAGGAGCUGGCCUCUACGGUACCACCGCGGUGAGCGGUGCAGCAUUCGCUGCACCGAUCGAUGUUACCAAAUGCGGGGAAGCAACUACACUUCCCACUGGCGUGACAAAGAUCGAUUGUUGCCCUCCACCGAAUCCAGACAUCAUUGACUUUACAUUUCCAUCAAAAACCCAGCCUUUACGAAUUAGGCCCCCCGCACACACGCUUGAUGCUAAAUAUGUGGCUAAGUUCAAAAAAGCCAUGCAACUCAUGAGGGAUCUUCCUAGCGACGAUCCUCACAGCUUUGCGCAACAGGCUGCCAUCCAUUGCGCCUACUGUGACUCUUCGUAUCAGAUGGUUGGCUUUCCCAACAAGAAAAUCGACGUGCAUUUCUCCUGGCUAUUCUUUCCCUUCCACAGAUGGUACUUGUACUUUUACGAGAAGAUUUUGGGCAAGCUGAUCGAUGAUCCUACUUUCGGCUUGCCCUUCUGGAACUGGGACUCCCCUGCUGGAGCCCCCAUCCCAUCCAUCUUCGCGGACACGAGUUCUCCACUCUACGACGUUCUGCGAGACGCCUCACACCAGCCCCCACUCAUGGCUGAUCUCAACUACAGCUCCUCAGUCGCAAGUCUCACGGGUGAUGAAUUGAUUAAAAGCAAUAACACUGUAAUGUACAAUCAGAUGGUUUCGUCUGCCAAGACUCCCGAGCUUUUCUUCGGGAAACCGUACCGAGCUGGUGACGAUCAGAUCAAAGGGCAGGGCGCGAUUGAGAACAUCCCUCACACGCAGAUCCACAUCUGGACCGGCGAUCCCAACCAGCCCAACGGAGAGGACAUGGGCCGGUUCUAUUCCGCGGGUCGGGACCCGAUCUUCUACUCUCAUCACGCCAAUGUGGACCGAAUGUGGAAUAUCUGGAAAACGCUUCCUGGAAAAAACCGCAAAGACUUUACGGACACUGAUUACCUGGACUCUGCUUUUCUCUUCUACGACGAGAACAAGCAGCUGGUUCGCGUCAAAGUACGUGACUGUCUCGAUACCAAAAAGCUCGGUUACGACUACAAAGAAGUCCCUCUUCCCUGGCUCAAAUCUCGCCCCGUCCGGAAGGCUAAAAAGGCUUCCAAAGGCGGAGCUGGAUCCGCCAAUGCUGCUGAAGCGCCAACGCCCAUAGAGGACGCCAGCACCGCUUUCCCCAAAGUCCUCGACAAAAUUAUCAAAGUAAAUGUCCCCAGGCCAAAGAAGUCGAGGACUCAAGAGGAGAAAGAAGACGAAGAAGAAAUCCUGGAGAUCGAUGGGAUUGAAUAUGAUGGAGAUGAAUACAUAAAAUUCGAUGUCUACAUCAACGACGAAGAUGAAGUGCAGAGUGGCCCUGCCAACGCUGAGUUCGCAGGAGCCUUCUCGAAUGUUCCAUUCAAAGUGAGCAAGAAGGUGAAGACCAACCUGAGCUUAGGAAUCACUGAGCUUCUCGAAGACUUGGGAGCUGAUGAUGACGAAGGCCUCGUGGUGGCCAUUGUUCCCAGAACUGGUACAGGGAAAGUCACCAUUGGCAGUGUCAAGAUUAAGAUCUCGUCUUAAAUUAAUAAUGCAGCUUAUAAGCUUGUAUGAGUUUAUCGUGUCUCGACUUGUUUGAUGUGUCGUUUUUUAUGUUCGUGUUUUUAAUUAUCGUUCGCCGGAUCAUGCAUGAUCUUCGGCUCCACCGUUGAUGAUCAAUAAAAUUCCCCAAUGUAAGCAUCAACUAAUAAAUCUGAGUUUCGUUUCUCUUUA